AUGAGCUCAAUUUUUGCAAUAUGCAUUAGCCUUAUUAACACUGCUAUAAAUGUGUGUGCCUAUUCAAUAAACUUUUGAGACUUGUUGUUCAUCAUCUGGUGUGCAAGUCUUCCUUCUCCAUCAAAUGGUGACCCCGACGUGAUCCGACUACGGACGAACACGGCUGCCACGGAUCGGAGAAGUAGGAGCGGGUCCCUCUGAAGCAAGGGGGGGGACGGCGAGCGGACCGACUGCAAGUUCGCUGCCCUGGGAGCUGUAUAGACAGUCUCAGCCUACGUGCUGCCGAAGCCUGAAGCCUUGCAACAGCGCUGAUUAGGACUUUUUCAGAAUCCUCUCACAGUACAUGAAUUAACGGGGUGGUGCAAGUUCGGAACCAUAACGGCGAUAGGGGCCGCGGGAGAGGCCGGGGUAGACACGGCAGCGGCAAGGAUGCGCGUGGUGGCAGCGGUGGGAUGCUCAGUGCCGGCGGCAGACACGCGCACCGCGGGUCCAGUGACGCGCACGGUGGCAAAAGCUCGCACGGCAGCUGUCCGCGGGGAAAGCGCGCAGGUCGUGAGGAAAGUGCCGGCCAGGGCCAGACGUGGGGACCGAAUACGCGGCAGCGACAAGCGCAGUGCCAGUGGUAGCGGCGGCAGAGCGCUGCGGACGCGCACCGGUCACACGAAACCCCGAAAGUGGAACUGGGAAGGCUUUUUCACAUUUUGCAAGCUCACAAGGACACAAGCACUGUGGGACAUGCUCCCGCUGGCCGCGGGUGUUGGCACAGGGCCAGGGGGAACCAGCCCGAGCGGAGAGCCAGCCGGAGCGCACCCCAAACGAGAUCGGGGCUGCGCGGGUCCGGGCGAGGGCGUUCCUUUCCACACCCCCGGGAUGACGCGGCUGAGGCUGUGCCGGAGCAGGCGGAGGCGGGGCGCGGUCAGACAUUCCUCAAGGCACUGCCCUGUCACAGUUGCCAGGCAGCCACAGCAGCCAGCCCAUGGCAGCAAUUCACACAGGCGUCUGAGAGAAACAGGGCAGGAAAGUUCUUCAAGAUCAGAAUGGAAAGGUUCUGAAAAUUUUCACAGUGCUUUAUCCAGCUUUUUAGGAAAAAAAAGGCAACUCCACAGAAAAAGCAGCCAAUGUUAUACAGGACACUUUAUCCAACUGUUCCACAAACCAGUUCCACAGAAUCUUCAUCAAAAAAGUGAGAAAGCACCAACCAAGUUCACCCCUUCUAUUCUGAAACAAUAUUCUUAAGGAGACAAAAUGUUAUGUAAAAAUGAAAGUAUUAGUGAAGAUUUAAUUCUGCAAAGUGUCUUGGAAGACAGAGCAUUUGGGAAAGGUCAAUCAGAUCCUGUUGUGAAGUCAUCAGUCGAUUCCCCAAUAAUUUAAAGUUUUAAGAAUUAUUCAUAUUAAGUUUAUAACCUUUUUUAUUUUCAGUUUAGUGAGUAAUGCUGAUAGAUAGUGAUUGUUAUUAAUGUUGAAUGAAUGUUUUGGGAAAGUUGUUUUAAUCCCAUUGAGCACUUCUUAUUGGUGAGUUUUCAGAUUUUUGUGAUGAGAAUUGUUAUUGGUGUGUUGUUGUUGUGUUUGCAGCCGGCUUUCAUGUGUUUUUUUAUCUUUUUGUGUGAGUACCUGCAAGUCACGUGUUUCUUCAGGAUCCUGGCUUUUUAUUUCCUAACUACUUACAUGUUUCUGAAGUUUUUAUCCAAAUUGCCAGUUCUGUAGUUCCUUUCAAUUAUUAUUUCAGAAACAUUUCAGCAGAGAAUUUAAGAAGUUUGCUGUGUUUGGAGAAUCUCUAUCUUGACAGAAACUUUGGAAAGAUUCAAUUAUUUGCUAGUUUGAUUAGUUUGUAUUCCUAAGGUUUCUUGUUUAUAACUGUUAGUUUUAAGAGUUUCAUUUAAAAAUGUGUUAAGAGAUACCACCAAUUAGAGUUUGAGCUCUGGCCACGUUCUAACUCUAUUUGGAUGGAGUGAUUGACAAUCAACCCAGAUGUUUUCUGCAUCAAAAAGUAUUCAAGUCUUUUGACUUGGCAAUUUGACCAUUUAUGACAGCUGAGCCAUUUUCAGAGAAAGUUUGGAGAAGCAUGAAUCCGGACAUGAUUUCUCCAAUUUUCUGUUGUUUUAAGGUUUAUCAGCUGUCGCAGACUCUGGGAUGAGAGUUCAGUGUUGUAGUAUUUAGUAAUUUUUGAUCUUGUAUGUGUUGUUGAUUGUGUGUAUUAUCUGAAUUAAUUGCAAUUCAUAAUUGCUAUUAUCUUACAUUUUCCUAUGUAACUUUGCAAAAUGGAACCAAAACCCAUUCUUCACCUCCAGAAUUUUGAGAAAAUCCUUCAGUCCCUGUGGGGACGUGGGAUUUGUUUGUGUUUUAACAGAUGCAAAGUCCAGAUAUAUUUCAAUGAAGAAUGUGAAACUCUGUCAAGAGCAAGAAAAACGUUGACCAUUCAACAAGCAAAGAAGACACCCAGAUGUGGAUAGCGCAGAGUUUCCAACCCUUGA
Messenger RNA from Onychostruthus taczanowskii (white-rumped snowfinch), 2471 nucleotides. RefSeq lists its product as uncharacterized. The record is from RefSeq and is a predicted model, not a curated record. The transcript is spliced from 2 exons. NCBI's taxonomy places the organism in Eukaryota, Metazoa, Chordata, Aves, Passeriformes, Passeridae. Bases 430 to 1236 code for a protein of 268 amino acids.